GCUUUUUAUUAUAAAAGUACUUGCUAUCUUCUCUAAAAGACAUUUUUAUACGUUUUGCUCUGUGGAUUCGUGAAUAGUCGGUUUUGAGAAUGGCAAGUGAAGCCAAAGUCACAGUAACACCAAAUGAUAAAGAAGGUUAUUUAUAUUUGCAUCAAGAGGAAAAGAAGUCGCUAAAGAAGUUCUUUUGCACAUUGAGCGGAAAUACAUUCACAUAUGGAAGCAAUCAGCGAGAUAAGGGAAAUGAAGUCAUUCUAAACAUUCAGGUAGGAUUACUCGUAGAAGCAAAUCUGAUGUCCAGGGAGCAAUUGUUCGUACGCUGAACGUGUGUCUUCGUAAAAUGUUUGGUCUGGAGAUCAUCCUUGUCCCCGGAGUAUCAGAGCACCAGGUUCUCUCUGAACGUGAGAUUCAAGACAAUCCAAAUAAGAAGCGAUAUUGCUUCUACUCGGAGAGCAAAGAGGUCAUGCAAGAGUGGUUCAGCAUGUUAAGCCGUUGCACGCUGUCGAAUCAUUUCUGCUCCACUCUGUACUACUCCAACACUCCCGAAGAACAGCGCAUUCUGGUUCCUUUGCCUAAGCUAAAAGAGGUUUUGGCUCCUCAACGACGUGCUUUGCUCUGGAAGAAGCUGCUCAUCUGCGGCGUUCGCUUCGAUUUCUCGCGCAGCGGAGAGGACGACGUUCGCGAUCUGAAGCGCAACACGCUCCUGGAACUGACAGAAGCGACGGAGAUGCUGGGACAGCUGUUCAACGAUCCGAAGUGCCUUCAGGACACGAUCAACAUGAUCAGUACGAACUUAUUCCGCGCUCUUCCGAACGCUUCGAACCUGAUUCAUUCCUCGACGGAAGACGAUGAUGGGAACGAAGUGUUCACGGAUCCCGAAUGGCCGCACCUCUCUCUGGUGUACGAGCUCCUCAUUCGAAUCGUGCUGUCUCCGCAGAUCGACAACAAUCUGCGGAAGCGACUCAUCGACGACGACUUCCUCACCCAUCUGAUCUCGUUGUUCGACUCUCUGGACCAGCGAGAGCGCGAGUUCCUCAAAACAGUCACACACCGGAUCUACGGAAAGCUGACCAAUCGCCGCGUGACGAUCCGCAAGACGAUCAAUUACGUGUUCUACGAGUUCCUCUACGAGAAGAAAUCGCAUAACGGCAUCGCGGAGCUCCUGGAGAUUCUCGCCUCGAUCAUCAACGGCUUCACCGUCCCCAUCCGUCCCGAGCACAAGCUCUCCCUGCAGCGAUCGCUCAUUCCGCUUCACAAGACGCAGUCCUACGAGAACUACUCCAUCCAGCUCUCCUACUGCAUGACUCUCUACGUCGCGAAGGACCCUUCGCUCAGCGAGCCCAUCAUCAAAGCCUUGCUGAAGUACUGGCCGUACGGCCACACGCCGAAGGAGACCUGGUUCCUGAACGAGCUGGAGGAUCUGCUCGAGCUGGUGAAGCCGGAGGACAUCGUGCCCUACCGCGUGCCUCUCUUCAAGCGCGUGGCGAAGUGUAUCGCCAGUACGAAUAUUCUAAUCGCAGAGAAAAUCCUGCUGUUCUGGAACAGCCAGACGUUUUACGGGGUUACGAUCGGGAAUGAGGACAAUCGCAGAGUGAUCUUCCCUCUCAUUUUCAAAUCUCUUUAUGACUGCUCUCGCGGAGCCACGGAGAAUAUUCAGAACAUGGCGUCGAAUGUGCUCGACCUGUAUAAAGAGCUCGAUGGGGAAAUGUAUCACUCGUUGGUGAAGCAAUAUACUGGUGUACGAAAGUAG
This is a messenger RNA of Blastocystis hominis, 1747 nucleotides long. RefSeq lists its product as hypothetical. Gene Ontology annotation, molecular function: protein phosphatase regulator activity. Gene Ontology annotation, cellular component: protein phosphatase type 2A complex. Gene Ontology annotation, biological process: signal transduction. NCBI's taxonomy places the organism in Eukaryota, Bigyra, Opalinata, Blastocystidae. Bases 338 to 1747 code for a protein of 469 amino acids. The record is from RefSeq and is a predicted model, not a curated record. The transcript has 9 exons.